GAAUGGUGAUUGGUGAUGGACAUAAUGUAUAACGAGAUAGAAAUUUUUUAUAUAUUGUAUCAAUAAUUUAUAAUUUGACGUUAUUCAUUAAGAAUAACGAUGUAAUUUAAAUUAUAAAAUAACAAACAAACUAGUUGAUUCACACUAUUUGUUUUUUCUUUGUUUUUUUUUUUAACUUUUGUACUUCAUGAAAGACCCAUAUACAAUCAACAAACUAAAAAACUGUUUUUUAAUUAAUUUUUUUGACAAGAUCAUGAAGCAGUGGCUGAGUUGAACUUCCUUAUUGCUACCCCUGACCAAUGGAACGUGAUCCCAACAAAAGAAAAGUGAAACCUCCAUCUAAUCCAGAAUUAGUUAAUUUAGAUGAUAUAGCUGGUGAAAGUUCAUCUGAUAGUGAUUUUCGAAUAGAAGAUCAUGUUAUAAAUAGUGGAUCUGAUUCUGAUGUGGCCUCUGAUUUUUCUGAUGGUGAAAAUGAUGAUGAUGAAGAUGGUGAUGAUGAUAAUGAUAAUAUUUCUGGUGAAAAUAAUGAAUCAACAAUUAAUACUUCAAAUGAAGUUACUACUAUUCAGUAUAAUUCCAAAAAAGUUAAUUUAAAAGAAAUUGUGGAUAAAAUACAUAUAUGCAGUAUUUGUUUAGGGGAUGCUAGUGAUGAUGUUAAUGAACUUAUUGAUUGUGAUGACUGUGGAAUAUCAGUUCAUGAAGGUUGCUAUGGUGUGCAUGACUCUGGAAGUAUUAGUUCAUCAGUAUCUUCAUGUUCCAUGGAACCUUGGUUUUGUGAAGCAUGUAAGGCAGGUGUUGAUAACCCUACUUGUGAACUGUGUCCCAAUUUUGGUGGUAUAUUUAAGGAAACGGACAGUGGAAAAUGGGUGCACUUAGUUUGUGCUCUGUAUAUACAUGGUAUUACAUUUGGUGAAGUUACUAGUCUUAGUAAAGUUAUAUUGUUUCCAAAUACUUCUCCAAGAUGGGGUGCUAAAAGUUGUACUUUGUGUAAAGAUAUGAGAUUUAUGUGUACGGGUGUCACAAUAGCUUGUGAUGCUGGAUUAUGUCGAUCAAAUUUUCAUGUUACUUGUGCACAGCGAGAAGGUUUUUUAUCAGAAGCUACCAGUCCAGACACAGAUCAAUCGGACCCAUUUUAUGCUCAUUGUAAAUUGCAUGUUGACAAACUCAUAGCUAAAAAAAGAAAAAGAAAUUGGGAAGCACUUCAAUUACGUACUAAACAAAUGAAACUCCUAAGAGAAGAACAAGCAAUUGAAAAGUCAGGAACGUGGUUACGAAAUCAAAGACGUCUAGAAAAAUUACGUUCUAAAUACUAUCAACAGAAAAACAUUUAUAAACCAGAAAUUAUAGUAAAACCAAAAAUACCACGAUCUAUAACAACAUCAGCUUCAGCAUGUAGAGCUCUUUGGUUAAAAGCUAGUUUAAUGGGUGUGAAUUUAAGUUCUUAUGAAGCAAUUGAAGGUCACAUCAAAGCACUUCGUGAUGUUCCAAAGAAAUGGCAUAUACCUCCAACAUUCAGUUUAGAAUUUGUGAGCUAUUUUUUGGACAGAAACCUUCGAUUAGGAGAAUUAAAAAAACAACUAAAAUAUUUCACUGAACAAAACAUGAAACUUCAUAAUGAGCAAUCAGUUGUAGAAGAAAAAUAUAAAGAAGUAUCAGAACUUAAUGAAAAACAGAAGAGAAGACAUUCAGAACUUAAAAAUUGUAUUUCAGCUUACCAUGAUAUCUUACACUUUGGUAAUCCUGGUAUUAAAUUACCUGAUAUAAACAUGCUUUUUAAUGACCAAAAAUUAGAUUGUUAUCCUGCAGACAAUGAAAUUCCUCUGGGAUUAAAUAACAAAUGUGGUAUUUGUGCUCGCAGUAAUGACCAGCAUUUACUUGCAAAAUGUGAUACAUGCUUCUUGUAUUACCAUUUGGGAUGUUUAAAUCCACCAUUAACAAGAAUGCCUAAAAAAACAAAACUGUUUGGAUGGCAAUGUAGUGAAUGUGAUAAUAGCAAUUCAAAUUCUGAGCCAGAUUCUGUUGAUCCUAAUGCUCCUAGAAGAUUGAGGUAUGGUGGUAGAGAAAGAUCAAUAUCGGGUAGUCAUAGGUCUUCCUCAUUAGUACAUGAAGAUAUUGGCAACUUUAGUGAAUUAAUUAAACCUAGUGGUACUCAAAAAAAAAAGAAACACCAUGAGAGACACAGAGAACGAUAUUCUCCAGAGAUGAUUACAAAACGUGUAAAAUCUAGAAAGCGAAAACAUAAGCAUCAUAGAGAAAAUAAUAUUAUUCAAGAAUCAGAACCUUUCAAUGGUCCAAUUUCUGAACCGCCUAGACAAGGAAUUAAGUUAUUUAUUAAAUCUGUACCAAGUGCCAGCGGAGUUAAAACUACAUCAUCUCAACUGCUUAUUGCAUCACCAAUCGAUGAUACAUCUCAUGUUACAAAACUUAAACAAGAAAAGAGUGUUGAACCUCUUAGAAUAACUACUACAUCAAAUGACGUAAAAGUUACACCAAAAUGUAAUAAUUGUAAAAUAAUUGGUACGAGUGCUACCAUGGUCCAAUGUGAUGAGUGUAGUAAAAACUUUCAUUUUUGUUGUCUAGACCCCCCAGUAAAAAAAUCUCCUAAAGUGAGAGGGUACUCAUGGCAUUGUGCUGAAUGUGAUCCUACGGACAGUGAUUCUUCUUAGUUGCAGUUGAAUAACAUUGACCAUAAUUGCAUAUUAUUUUAUAUAUACAUAUGAUAUUUUGUUGUAUGUAUGACUAGUUCAAAAUGUAUUAUUACAUUAACAAUUAUAUUGUAUUAAACAUUUUUCUAAGAUUUAA
This is a messenger RNA of Daktulosphaira vitifoliae (grape phylloxera), 2802 nucleotides long. Its product is annotated as PHD finger protein 14. Gene Ontology annotation, biological process: regulation of transcription by RNA polymerase II. The record is from RefSeq and is a predicted model, not a curated record. The transcript is spliced from 19 exons. NCBI's taxonomy places the organism in Eukaryota, Metazoa, Arthropoda, Insecta, Hemiptera, Phylloxeridae. Bases 300 to 2666 code for a protein of 788 amino acids.